CGAUUGAACAUUCCCUGGUGAACCGACGCACUGCGCACGCUUUCUCAUUCUCACUCGCUCGUUGGCGUUGGCAAUACGGUAGUAGGAAACGCCAAAUUGUCGUGUCCCGCGAGGAGUGGGUCGAGCGAGGAGUGGGUGGGUGGAAGUGGCCGCCACUUUGCGGACGUGGCAAAAAUGCAGGUUAUGGCGGUGCAGGCGGUGUCGUCGUCGUCAGGGUUCUUAGCGCUUAGUGCGGCCCAACCGCAGCAGCAACUAAGGGCGGAAGCAAGUAACGGCGAUGCUCGGGAACGAAGUUUUCAGGUCUACGCGGUGGCGUCGUUGAUUAACAGCAGCAGCAGCUGCAGCGGCAAUAGCACGAGGCGGUGGCUAAGUAGUGAAUUCUUUUCAAGGGGUGCAGAUGAGCUGGUGUUGUCGGCGGUCGCCACCAGCUCGAGAACGAGCAGCCUCUCCUCAACUCGAAGUCCUUCCUGUCGUCCACUCCAUCAUUUGAAGAUCGUCUGUAAAGAAUCCCGAAUUGGCAAAGCUCCAAUUGCGGUGCCUAAGGGGGUUGAGUACAAGUUGGGAGAGAACUCGCUGGUGGUGAAUGGUCCCCUUGGCCAGCUCUCAAGGGAGUAUCCACCGGAAGUGAAAUUGACAGUAGGGGACGAUGGUAUGUUGACUGUGGCCAGGGCGAUGGACACAAGACGAGCACGCCAAAUGCACGGUCUGUUCAGGACUCUCACCGAUAACAUGUUUGUCGGAGUAUCGAAAGGCUUUGAAAAGAAGCUGGAGAUGAACGGAGUCGGAUACAGGGCGGCCGUGAAUGGCAAUGUCUUGCAGAUGAGUCUGGGUUAUAGUCAUCCGGUACUGAUGGAUAUCCCGCUGGGCUUGAAGGUAAAGGUGGAAGGGAACACGAACAUCACUGUUACUGGAUAUGACAAAGUGGCAGUCGGAGACUUCUGCGCGAACAUCCGAAGCAAGAGACCUCCAGAGCCAUACAAGGGAAAAGGAAUCAAGUACUCAGAUGAAAUUAUUAGAAGGAAGGAGGGAAAGACUGGAAAGAAGAAGUAAUGAAUGAAAAAGGUUGGUUGGCCAGCCACUGCUGUCUGUGGCUCUGGUUCUUGCUCUGGUUCUUGUUUGCUCUGGUUCGGGAAUCAUGCCGAGUUGGUGGAUGGGAGAGAGAAUCAUUUAGUUGUAUUCAUUCGUUCAUUUAUUCUGUCGGUUCAGGAGAGAGGUAGGCACUUGAAAGGGAGUUCUAUCCAGUGAGUGGUUUUUAUUUCCACUUGUAAAUUUUGAAUGACUGCUAUUUUUCUAGCAGGAAGAACCCACAGUCUGCUUAUCUGCAGCAGCGGAUGCGGCCAUGGGUCUGUGAGGAGCGUCUUUGCGUAUUGAUGCAUUCUCUUCUAUUUCGGAAGAGGAAAGGGAGGCUGCAAGCAUUUCCUCUACCUCAUGAUUUGUGUGCCCAACUGGGCUUUCACUUGAUAAAGUCCUGUUCCAUGCUGGUUGGCACACUCGUAAAUUGUCUUCUUAGCCAGGCUCACUGUGUGCAUAUACAUGUCUGGCUGUGUGUGUGUGUGUGUGUGUGUGUGUGUUUGUGUUUGUGUGUGCGUGAGAGAGAGAGAGAGAGAGAGAGGUAUUGGUAUCUGUAAUUGGCUUUUGUUA
This is a messenger RNA of Chara braunii, 1641 nucleotides long. NCBI's taxonomy places the organism in Eukaryota, Viridiplantae, Streptophyta, Charophyceae, Charales, Characeae. The record is from the annotation of a GenBank genome assembly.